UCCGACACCACAGUCCGACGCUUAAAUGUGUCCCCUCCAGCCGGAAAAGCAGCUCCCCUCCUUCGAGUCCGUUUUUUAAGUUAUUACUUAUAAAAGUGUGACUUUUCUUCAGUGUGAAAGUGUGACUGGACACACGGAGUCCAUUUAAAACAACCACAACAGAAUGACAUCACCGUCUCCUCACAACCGCAGCAGGAGGAGCGACGACAAGGAUGAGGACGACCCGGUGGAGCUUAUGAUUUCUCGCACGGGCUGCGCCGAGCUGCAUUACGCCGUACAGGAGUGCAUGGCCGAGCGUCAGGACUGGCGGGCGUGUCAGAGCCACGUGCACGCCUUCAAAGCGUGCAUGCUGGACCACCAGAAGACACGCAUGGAAGAACUGAGGAAACGACGGAUGCCGACUGCAGAAACCACACCCAGCUGAGCACACCAACAACUUUGGAGAUGUGUUUGCUCUUUCGAUUUUGAUAGAUACUCUAUUCAUCUCCAGGGGAAAUUGACUUUCACAUUGACAUAUAUAGAGAGACUGUACCUAAUUGAAUGGUGUGUAACAAGAAUAAACAUGUACACCAUCCA
This is a messenger RNA of Doryrhamphus excisus (bluestripe pipefish), 576 nucleotides long. RefSeq names its product cytochrome c oxidase assembly factor 4 homolog (gene coa4). Gene Ontology annotation, biological process: mitochondrial respiratory chain complex IV assembly. NCBI's taxonomy places the organism in Eukaryota, Metazoa, Chordata, Actinopteri, Syngnathiformes, Syngnathidae. Gene Ontology annotation, cellular component: mitochondrial intermembrane space. The record is from RefSeq and is a predicted model, not a curated record.